CAGACUACUUCCAGUUGCACGAGAGGUAGUUGAACUAUCAAUGAACUACUGAUCACUGAAGUGACAAAGUUAAGGUAAGGUAGAACUGAAGUCUUUAAGUGUUUGGAAGCAUCAACACUUUGUGAAGGUUUGAGGAGAGAUUUUUAAGAGUAGAGGUUCAAAGAAGCUCUUCCGCUCAUUUCAUAAAUCAACAAUGGUUGGAACAGGUGGCCCAGUGCCCACUUUCUCUCCUUGGGAUUAUGUGGUGUUUGCUGCAACGAUUCUGGGAGCAGCCAGCAUCGGCCUUUUCCAAGCCAUCCGGGGCCGGAAAGAGAACAACAGUGCAGAGUUUUUGUUAGGUGGACGACAAAUGACAGCUGUGCCAGUCGCCAUGUCCCUGACAGCCAGCUUCAUGUCUGGCAUCACAGUCAUUGGAACACCCUCAGAGGCUUACCGGUUUGGUCUUGCCUUCUGGCUCUUUGGUUUUUCUUAUGCUAUCAUGUCUGCCAUCACUGCUGAAUUAUUUGUACCAAUUUUCUACCGACUGGGGAUCACCAGUGCCUAUGAGUACCUGGAACGGCGCUUUAAUCGGAUAACCCGGCUGACCGGAACAUCCAUGUACAUUGUGCAGACGGCUCUCUACACGGGCUUAGUUAUUUAUGCUCCAGCUCUUGCACUAAACCAAAUUACGGGGCUGGAUCUGUGGGGAGUGUUGGUGGCAACGGGGGCAGUGUGCAUCAUCUAUUGUACUUUGGGUGGCCUGAAAGCAGUUAUCUGGACAGACGUACUGCAGAUGGUGAUCAUGCUGGCAGGAUUUGUAGCUGUAAUAGCAAGAGGAGCCGUAGUACAAGGAGGUCUAUCAACAAUUUGGGACGAUGCUGCAAAAGGAGGCCGACUGGUAGCUUUUGACUUUGAUCCAGAUCCUCUCAAGCGACACACUUUCUGGAAUAUUGUGAUUGGUGGUAGCAUAAUGUGGGUGUCUAUCUACUCAAUUAACCAGUCCCAGGUGCAGCGCUAUAUCUCCUGCAAAACCUUAGGGCAAGCCAAGUUGGCUCUGUAUAUCAACAUGGUUGGUUUAUGGACGACAGUGAGUCUUGCUAUGUUCUCUGGUCUUACGAUGUACUCCAUUUACAAGAACUGUGACCCACUUUCAAAUGGGGAUAUAGGUACUUCUGACCAGCUGCUGCCAUACCUUGUGAUGGAUAUUCUGUCACCUUAUCCUGGAAUUCCAGGACUGUUCGUGGCUGCAGCUUACAGCGGUACCCUCAGCACGGUGUCCUCCAGUAUUAAUGCUCUUGUUGCUGUCACUGUGGAAGAUUUCAUUUUUCCAGUCUACAAAGAUUUCACACAGAAACAAGUGACCUGGAUGAACAUGGGCUUGAGUGUGUUUUUUGGAGGCGUGUGUAUUGGAAUGGCUGGAGUUGCUUCAGCAAUGGGAAGUGUUCUGCAGGCAGCUCUGUCCAUAUUUGGCAUGAUCGGUGGACCUCUUCUUGGCCUCUAUCUAUUAGGCAUGUUUUUCCGCACAGCAAACUCAACAGGAGGACUGGGAGGAUUGAUCACUGGUUUGGUGUUAACUUUGUGGGUGGGAAUUGGAGCUCAGCUUUACCCUCCAACAGCUGACAAGACACUUCCCCUUCCCCUUACCACUGUUGGCUGCAACAAAACACUGGACCUCAACAGCACAACAGCAGCUCCAUGGACCAGCCCAGCAAAUCUGACUCCAGAUUACAGGCCUCCUAUAGCAGACUCCUGGUACUCUCUGUCCUAUGUCUACUUUUCUCUUUUUGGCAUGCUGAUCACAUUGGUGUCUGGCCUGCUCUUGAGCAUAAUCACUGGCGGAUGCAAGCAAGCGAAGAUGAACUCUGAUCUCUUUGUGAGGAGGAGUGAUUUAAUAUGCUUCAGUGGUUGCAACAAUUCAAAGGCAUCUGAUGAAAUCGAAAAAGUUGCAACAGACGUUCACAUGGGAGUUGACAACAAAGCAUUUAUGGAGAUGGAUGUACAGAAAGAAUAUGCCACAAAACUAUAAUGCUAUUAUCUUUACUCACUUUAUUAAACACAUCUUAAAUAAUUUAUGGAUUUUUUGUACAAAAAGAAGUAACAAUAUUGUCUGUUUAUGAUCAUAUUGAAAACUUGCUAUGUUUUAUCUACUAUUUACACUCGAGUAAAAAGAUCAAAGUCAAAAACCAUGAUGUUCCUUAUUAAGUACUUCAAACAACAAGGCAUUCAAACAGCACCAGGUUAUCAUGUCUUUGUGUUAAGAUGCCUUCUAUUUUUUGUUUUAAUGGUUUUGUUGCAUUAUUGCUAUGUAACCUUUGCCAUUUGUUUUGUUUUUCUAGAUGAUUUUUAAAAACAUAUUUACCUGACAUUUAUUCUGCUUUUUACUCUGAAGUAGAAAUACACUUAUCGUUGUGUUUUAAAAUAUGUUGGAAGGCAUAAUUGUUUUGAACAUACUUUGACUUCUGUUUAUUUUUCUAUGAAAACUGUGCACUCUAUGAAAAAUCUGAAAAAUAUUCCUACUUAUUAAUAAAUAUUUUCUACUGUUAAAUUUACCAAGACUUCAAAUGCUCACAUACAUUCACAUAAACUCACUUUAGAGGACAUUAUACCACACGGUUGACGUAAGAAUAAAAGAUGAAAGAAACUAAGAGGAAAUUUUUACAAUGCAGUUGAUGAUUAGAUGGCAAUGUCUGUGUUUAUUAAUGGUAAUAAAACAUAUUUCAGC
Messenger RNA from Poecilia latipinna (sailfin molly), 2701 nucleotides. RefSeq names its product solute carrier family 5 member 8, like (gene slc5a8l). Gene Ontology annotation, molecular function: organic acid:sodium symporter activity. The record is from RefSeq and is a predicted model, not a curated record. Gene Ontology annotation, cellular component: membrane; extracellular exosome. Gene Ontology annotation, biological process: propanoate transmembrane transport; sodium ion transport. NCBI's taxonomy places the organism in Eukaryota, Metazoa, Chordata, Actinopteri, Cyprinodontiformes, Poeciliidae. The transcript is spliced from 16 exons. Bases 194 to 2005 code for a protein of 603 amino acids.